AUGUCGGACGUGCAGCUUCAGUUCAGUGACCGUGUUUGGGCUCGGUCGCCUUCAGUUUCGAGUCUAAGCCCUGUGUCUCAGGCGCCCGUUAUGUCAUCAACUGAAUCGAACUCCACUCUCUCCUCGAGUUCUGACGAUCAUCAAUCCGGAGAGGACGAGGGAUCACGAAAGAAAAUUAAGGUCAAUUCACAGCCAGCAAAGACCGUGGAACAGUCUUCUAGGAAGAGAGGUCGCCCUCAGAAAGUGCAGGAUGCUCAGACACCUGCGGAGAGACGCCGGGCUCAGGUCCGUCUGGCACAGCGUGCCUACCGUUCCCGUCAAGAAGCCACCUUGUCGCAGCUGAAGAAUCGUAUCUCUGAAAUGGAAUCGGUGAUUGGGACGAUGACGGAAGCCUUUCUUGCAUUUAGCGACAGGCUCGUGCAAUCCGGCGUAUUAAAUACAUCCCCGGAUAUCGCUCAGUCCCUUAAAGAGGUGACUGCCAAGUAUGUCGCACUUUCAAGUCAGAUCAGCGAAACAGACGGAGAUGGCGCCACACCGCAAGAUAAACCAUUGUCCCAAAUCACUGCACCAGAACUGUUAUCCUCGAACUCGGCAGAGCAGGCGAGCCGGUUGUCAGACUCCGCGGUCGCUGUCAACACAGCCCCCAUGAAUGGUAACCUCGGCGACGCAGAACCUGUCGGCGCAAUGACGCCGAGCGAGAUACCAGACAUGGCUAUUGACUCCCUUUUCCCUAUUACAUCUCCAACACAUACCAGAGUCCCAUCCCCUCCCCUUAUCAGCCUACGCACACCUAUGUCGCAUCUGUACGGUCCGGAUAGCCCCUUCUUCGCCCAGCGGUUGCAUCUGGCCGCCUAUAAGGUCGCAUACCGAUAUCUGAAAGAUUCCACUAUUCCCGACUCCGCGUUACUUCAGCACUUUGGUUUCCUGAUGACUCGAUGGACCAGAUCCCAACUUAUCGCAUACUUGACCCGUUUCCUAAAGUCUUCCGGGGGAGUUGAAGUUUCCGGGAAAAAAUUCAGUCCUCCCAUGCUGAACUUGGGCGGUGCCGGGUUGCACUACCCACGGAAGCAUUCGCCUAUGAGCGACCCCAAUCUUAAUUUGCUUCCUUCGGCUGAAGUCAUCGGGACGAUGUAUGCAAAUGGGCUGAGCGUUCAAGACCUUGAAGAGCCAUGGUUUGACCCGGGAGAUGUGGAGGGGUUUUUGGAGGAGCAGGGCAUAAUUCUUUCCAACCGACAUAUGCUUCCAGAAAACCUAAAAAGUGGUAGCAAUAGGACCCAUCGUCAGGAUGGGGUUGCGAGCACAUGGCAGUCAAGCUUUCUGGAUGGUCGGCGUUCUAGCUUGGCUGUCGAUGAAGAUCAAUUGAUCAAUUGGCUGUCCUAUCACGCCAUUUGCCUAGGCCGUUCGCCAGCGUUCCGCAAACGUGACGUCGAGAGGUUCAUAUCGCAAUAUGCCUGGCCCGUCGGCACGCCUCUAAUGCCUAUUCAGGCCAUCGCAGUAGCCUAA
Aspergillus pseudoviridinutans is the source of this 1503-nucleotide messenger RNA. Its product is annotated as bZIP transcription factor. Bases 1 to 1503 code for a protein of 500 amino acids. The record is from RefSeq and is a predicted model, not a curated record. Gene Ontology annotation, molecular function: DNA-binding transcription factor activity. Gene Ontology annotation, biological process: regulation of DNA-templated transcription. NCBI's taxonomy places the organism in Eukaryota, Fungi, Ascomycota, Eurotiomycetes, Eurotiales, Aspergillaceae. The transcript is spliced from 3 exons.